AUGGUCAUGUCAUGUGGUGUUGUGAUGACGCGAUCAGUGUGGGCGUACAACCUUGAAGCUGAGUUUGAAUUAAUUCGUAGAAUGAUUAGGUUCUUCCCUGUCAUCUCUAUGGACACAGAGUUUCCUGGUGUCAUCUUUCAGUUAGAUCCAACAUUUCGACAACCACGAAAUAACUAUGCACUGAUGAAAGCCAACGUGGACCGUAUUAUGCACCUCAUCCAAGUUGGGCUGACUCUUUCAGACUGCCAUGGAAACCUUCCAACUUUUGGAACCUCCAAUCGCUUCAUUUGGGAGUUCAACUUUUGUGAGUUCGAUGUCACACGCCAUCUUCAUGCUCCUCACUCCAUCGCCCUCCUCCAAAGCCAAGGCAUGGAUUUUCAUAAGAAUCGUAGCUUUGGAGCCAACAUCAUGCGAUUCGUUGAGCUCAUGAUGACCUCAGGAUUCCUAUGCAACAGUCAUAUUCAGUGGAUUACUUUUCAUGGUGCUUAUGAUUUUGCCUACUUGGUCAAGGUAUUGAGUUAUCGUUUUUUGCACAUGCAACCAAUUCUACCUUCCAACUUGAGUGACUUUCUACAUCUCGUUAAAUUCUUCUUUGGACAGAAAGUAUAUGAUGUUAAACAUCUCGUCAAAUUUUGUCCCAAUCUUUAUGGCGGUUUAGAUAAAGUCAGUAAGUCCUUAGGUUUGGAUAAUAGUGCCAGAAGAAGCCAUCAUGCAGGUUCCGAUAGUUUGGUCACUCUUCAUGUUUUUAAUGAGAUUAAAAGACUUUAUUUUCAUACAGAUAGUGACUUGAAAAAACACGCAAGCGUUGUUUAUGGCUUAGAGAUGUUUUGA
Vigna angularis (adzuki bean) is the source of this 831-nucleotide messenger RNA. RefSeq names its product probable CCR4-associated factor 1 homolog 9. The record is from RefSeq and is a predicted model, not a curated record. Lineage: Eukaryota; Viridiplantae; Streptophyta; Magnoliopsida; Fabales; Fabaceae. Bases 1 to 831 code for a protein of 276 amino acids. Gene Ontology annotation, cellular component: CCR4-NOT core complex; CCR4-NOT complex; P-body. Gene Ontology annotation, molecular function: poly(A)-specific ribonuclease activity; nucleic acid binding. The transcript is spliced from 2 exons.